AUGGAGAAAAAGAUUGUCACUGUUGUUGGCGCCACAGGCAUUCAAGGUGGUUCUGUUAUUGAUGUUCUUCUCAAAGACGAUAAAUAUCAUAUUCGCGCUGUCACACGAAACUGCGAAAGCCAGUCGGCAAAAGGUCUUGCUGCUAAAGGCGUUGAAGUAGUUCAAGCAACCACCAAUGAUGUUUCAUCCCUGACGGCAGCUUUCCAGGGCUCAUCGAUCAUAUUUGGUGUGACGGAUUUCUUUGGCUUAUUUGUAAAAGAAGGCCCUUUGAAAGCUACGGAAAUUGAGUCUUCUCAAGCUCUCAAUUUGGCAAAAGCCGCUGCAGCAACGCCAACACUUGAGCACUACAUAUGGUCAACUCUACCUGAUGCUAAAACCCAGAGCUCAGGGAAAUUUUUGGUCCCUCAUUUCGAGAGCAAGAACGUCGCCGACCGGUAUAUACAAUCACAGCCGGAAUUGUUCACCAAAACUACGUUUGUCAUUAUAGGCUACUACGCCGCAAACUUCUACUGGCAAACACACACCCCAAUCUUUAUUCCAUCGGCAGGUAAACACGUCCAGCUCAAUGGAUACCCAGCCGAUACGCCUCUCCGGCCUAUAGGCGAUGCUAAGAAUAAUAUAGGAAUAUUUAUCAAGGCUAUUAUCGAUCAACCCGACAAAACACUACCCGGGAAGCAUGUGCUAGCCCACACGGAAAACAUAACAUGUGGGGAAAUGCUGCAAUUAUGGGGGGAAGCUCAAGGAAAGACAGCCGAGUACAUUGAGCUUCGACCAGAAGAAUUUAACAAAGUAUGGCCAGGUUGGGCCGAGGAGAUAGGAAUCAUGAUGCAGUUCUUUUGGUUGACCGGGGCCGGUUCGGCGGUGACAACGGCGCUUUCUCAUGGUAAACCUCUUCCGACCCAGAUGGAGAGCGCAUUGGUAGAUCUCUGCGACGAAGCUAUUCGCCGACAUGUAAACAUUUUCUUAGAUGCAGAGCAGCAACAUGUUCAGCCGGGCAUUGAUAAAGUCGCCCUCGAUCUGAUGCGCCGCUACAAUCGGGGUGACGUGGCAGUGGUAUUCAACACCUAUCAAGCUUAUCUGAAGUCGACAUCGGUGACCCUUCUUGAUCACUUGCACUGCGCGAAACAGGAAGACUUUAUGAUUGGCAUAAAGCUGGUUCGUGGUGCAUAUAUGAGCACAGAGCCUCGUCAUCUUAUUCACAAUACCAAGGCAGAGACAGAUGCUUCGUACGAUCUCAUUGCAGAAAGCCUCAUCCAAGGUCAAUCGACCGCCUGGAAGCAAGAUGAAUCUUUCACUUCUCCGAGACUACAGCUGUUUUUGGCAACUCAUAAUCGCGCUAGCACUCUGAAGGCUCAGGAGCUGCAACAGUCUCGCACAAACGCCGGACUGCCGCGCAUUCAGGUGCAAUACGGCCAGCUACUGGGGAUGGCAGAUGAAGUAAGCUUUACACUUCUUCAGCGAAACAAACAGGAUAUUCACAGCCAAGGGUCCGUAAGUGAGGUAUACAAAUGCCUUACUUGGGGGACAAUUGGCGACUGUAUUUUUUAUCUUCUACGGCGUGCCAACGAGAACAAAGAUGCUGUGUCCAGAACAUUGGCCGAAUACCAAGCCCUGAGGAGAGAGGUGGUUAGAAGAGUCAAGAGCGUGUUCUCAUUUUAA
This is a messenger RNA of Trichoderma breve, 1659 nucleotides long. Its product is annotated as proline dehydrogenase domain-containing protein. Gene Ontology annotation, cellular component: mitochondrion. Bases 1 to 1659 code for a protein of 552 amino acids. The transcript has 2 exons. The record is from RefSeq and is a predicted model, not a curated record. Lineage: Eukaryota; Fungi; Ascomycota; Sordariomycetes; Hypocreales; Hypocreaceae. Gene Ontology annotation, molecular function: FAD binding; proline dehydrogenase activity.